Messenger RNA from Ceratitis capitata (Mediterranean fruit fly), 1036 nucleotides. RefSeq lists its product as uncharacterized. The transcript has 2 exons. The coding region runs from base 181 to 1008 and encodes 275 amino acids. The record is from RefSeq and is a predicted model, not a curated record. Lineage: Eukaryota; Metazoa; Arthropoda; Insecta; Diptera; Tephritidae.
CAUUGAGUUCCUGGAGCGCCCUGUUUAAAAAGAAAAAUUGGCAAAAUUGCUUGCUGCCAUAUACACCACCCUGUUGUCGUGACACUUAGAGGAAAUGCAAUAAUUGAUAAAUAAAUUUGGCGGUUAUACAGGAAACGGCAUUUUGCACUAUCGGCAGUUUUUUUAUUUAAAUAUAUAGAAAUGGACAACUUGGACGUGGAAAUGCAGAUUAUUCAUGGCGAGGUGUUACCCGACGAUAUAGAUCGGAAUGCUUCAUUCAAUAUAAGCGAAAAUACAGAUGAAUUAGAUUUAGCACUAAUAAAAUAUAUAACCCAAUCUAAACGUAUACUUUUUCUUGAGCGUGAAAAUACUUGGAAUGAUUUCCAAACAGUGAAUGAAAAAUUCGAUGAAUUCACUAUGGAACAACUGUAUGAUCAUUUUCAGCGAAAAGUGUUGCCGAAUAUUUACAACUACGAAUUGACGCCAAUACAAAAGCAAAUGCUGGAAUUAUUGAGUUUACAUCCUGAAUAUGAGCGUGUUACUAACGGUUAUCAACGUUUGCCUGCCGAGCGUCGUCUAGGUUAUGACAGGUUGCCUAAAGAAGGCCAAGAUUUCGUAAUUGUUGAAGAACAGAAUCAGUUGCGCCAACUUUUGGAUGACGUUUCGUCUAGUGACAUUCAGUCGGACCUAACCAAAGAAUUCGAUUUAACUAAGCCAAGCAAUUCACCUACACACACACUACUGCUACGCUGUCCUUAUGAACGUAAAUUUACUGGUUAUGGUUACCAAUUUUCAAAGGAAAAUGCUGCUUUGCUUUCGGCCGCGCUUUCUAAUGAUUUUGAGUUAUCUGGACGUGUAUUAAUAGAGCCAAGGGAACUGCAUGCACGUUUACGAAGUGCAAAACGUAAUUUUGAACAAUACGGAAAUAUGCCUGAAAACUGUUUGAAUGCCGCUAAAUUACUGGAAAAAAUUAAAAAACUAAAAGAACUGCGCGAAGCUAUAGUUGAUGUGGUCGCAGAUAGAUUUUAGACCGCAGAGUAAACAAAGUAAAUUCCAU